GGGUAAUACAAAAUUAAUUAUAUCCAUAUUUUAAAAAAAAAUCUGAUAUCAAUAUCUUACACACUCACACACACAUACAUUCAAUUCUCUCUCUCUCUCUCUUUAGAUCUGGACCACCAGACUGUCGGAAUCACUACCAAAACCACAUUUAUACCCAUCCACCCCACCUACCAACUAAAUAUCUUUUAUUUCUCUCUACAUCUAACCACCAUCAGACAACCAACCACCAUACUACAACUGGAACCACCAUACCGCCGUCGCCGAUCGUUGCCGGAAAACGAUCGGAACACUUCCGGAAGGAUCGGAACACUGCCAGAACGAUCGGAACACCGCCGGAAUGAUCGGGAAGCAGCCAAAACGACCAGAACACCGCCAGAACGACCGGAAAGUUGUCGAAACACCGCCAAAACGACCGGAACACCGCAUCUUCACUUAUCGUCAUAUGCCUCUGCCUCCCUCUGUUUGAGAGGAGAAUAGAAGAAAUGAGGGAGCGAAUCACGGACUCCGCCACCGGUGGCAGUUCGGUGCCUCCCAUCUCACCACAGAGUAUUACCAAUGUUGGCGAUGACAUUCCGUCUACCACCUCCGGCGGAUCUGGUUUCCUCGAAUCUGAAGAAGAACGCUACCAGAUCUGGUUGCACCGACCACCACUCGCUCGCUCGUCGGAAACCAUUUCCUUCUCGUCCGUUUUUACCAAAUCCAGUUUCAAUGGCCACCAAAUCUGGUUCCCGAUAUGGUUUCAUAGACCACGACCUAGAGGUUUUUCGUUCUACUUUCACCGACCGUCGUCGAACUGCGUCUCAGACCAAAGAGGCCGUGAUUUCUUCGUCUGUGCUCUCCAUAUUUCUACUGAUUCUAGUGGAACUGUAAUUGCAAUGUUCUCGGAAAGGAAAUGAUCCAUCUUCCUCAUGCUAGCUAAUUUUCAAGCUCAAGGAGGUGAGUUAUACUAACUCUCCUAUUAUGUAGGAAUUACUUGUUUUAUGUUAUUGUUCACGGAUACCUUAAUAACAUGUGAUUAUGUGUAUCUAAUCACAUAUGAUUUAUGUGGUUAAGAUUCAUUUUCGCGUUCUCGAUUCAAUAAUUAUUUUUUUUCACUUUAAUCAUAUGUGAUUAAAUACAUUUAAUCAGAUGUGAUUAUAUGUUUGUAAUCACAUAUGAUUUUAUUUGGAAAAAACAAAUCUUAUCUAUUAAAAUCAUAUGUGAUUAGAUACAUACAAUUACAUGUAAUUAUAUACACGAUAACAAAUAUUGAACAAAGAACACGA
Lactuca virosa is the source of this 1265-nucleotide messenger RNA. NCBI's taxonomy places the organism in Eukaryota, Viridiplantae, Streptophyta, Magnoliopsida, Asterales, Asteraceae. The record is from the annotation of a GenBank genome assembly.